UGUCCCUGCUGUGUCCCUACAGUGUCCCCGCAGUGUCCCCAAAGUGUCUCUGCUGUGUCCAUGCUGUGUCCCUGCUGUGUCCCUGCUGUGUCCCCCAAAGUGUCCCCAAAUGUCCCCGCAGUGUCCCCAAAGUGUCUCUGCUGUGUCCAUGCUGUGUCCCUGCUGUGUCCCUGCUGUGUCCCCCAAAGUGUCCCCAAAGUGUCCCUGCUGUGUCCCUGCUCUGUCCCCACAGUGUCUCUAUUGUGUCCCUGCUGUGGCCCUGCUGUGUCCCUUUUUCGUCCUCACAGUGUCCCUGCUGUGUCCCUGCUGUGUCCCCACAGUGUCCCAGCUGUGUUCCCACAUGUCCCUGCUGUGUCCCUACUGUGUCCCCACAGUGUCCCCGCAGUGUCCCUACUGUGUCCCCACAAUGUCCCUGCUGUGUCCCCAAAUGUCCCCGCAGUGUCCCUACUGUGUCCCCACAAUGUCCCUGCUGUGUCCCCAAAGUGUCCCUGCUGUGUCCCCACUGUGUCCCUGCAGUGUCCCCACAGUAACGCUGCUGUGUCCCUACAUGUCCCCACAGUGUUCCUGCUAUGUCCCUGCUCUGUCCCCACAGUGUCUCUAUUGUGUCCCUGCUGUGGCCCUGCUGUGUCCCUUAUGUGUCCCCACAGUGUCCCUGCUGUGUCCCUACUGUGUCCCUGCAGUGUCCCCACA
Molecule: messenger RNA, 690 nt
Organism: Austrofundulus limnaeus
Lineage: Eukaryota; Metazoa; Chordata; Actinopteri; Cyprinodontiformes; Rivulidae
Product: keratin-associated protein 10-1-like
Exons: 5
Source: RefSeq, a predicted model, not a curated record